This is a messenger RNA of Vigna unguiculata (cowpea), 1909 nucleotides long. It is a transcript of the gene MAKR5, whose product is annotated as membrane-associated kinase regulator. The record is from RefSeq and is a predicted model, not a curated record. Gene Ontology annotation, cellular component: plasma membrane. NCBI's taxonomy places the organism in Eukaryota, Viridiplantae, Streptophyta, Magnoliopsida, Fabales, Fabaceae.
AUGAAAACAAAAAGCAAAACGUUUCUCUCCAAAAAGCAAAAGCUAAGUCCCUCUGAUUCCCCAAGAAAGCACCGUAUUCAAUGCUUACUCAAGCGCCAUUAAACGAAGCGAAAAGUUAAACCCUCCUCUCUCUAUCUCUCUCACUCUCUCUCUCAAACACUUAUUUUAUUUAGUUCAUUCACCUUACUGUCCCUAUAAAACCCAAAACUCAACCCCACCUCACAACAGAAAACCCUGCUUCCACCUCUCUUCAUUCUUCUCAUUUCAUGGACGCUCUGAACUUCCUCAAGUUCUGGAGAAACGCCACCAUGACCACUACAUCCGAGCCCCACCUAGUGGUCGAAACCGACACUGAAUCCGACGAAGAUGACUCCUUCUUCGACUUGGAGCUCACGCUACCCGAUUUCGACAACAAAGAAAACAACACCGCCACCAACAAAAGCGACGAAGACCCUAAACAAACGACGACGACGACAACAAAUGAACUCAAAAGUCUCCCCUCCAAAGACGAACUGGGCAAAACAGAAAACGACGUUCCGUUCAAAACUACACUACCUCUGUCUCCUGCCGAACCUAUCUCCAAACGUAAGGUCCUCCCAAUCGAGCCCGUAUCCAAACCUCAAUCCCCCAUUGCGCUUCUCAGGUCCGCCCCAAGCUUCAGAAUCUUCAUGUUCCGAAAGCGAAACAGAGCUCCUCCGCAGAAAACGGACCACUCUGCAAACGACGCUAAGGUCUUCGCGGUCAAGCUCAGCGUCGAAGAUUUGCGAUCCUCCCCCGCUCUCAGCAGGGAUAACAGCACGAGAAGCUUCGGGAGCAAGGUUCGGGGUUACAGCUACGAGGAGCCGAAACCGGAGCGGUUCUCGAAGGAGGUGUUGCGGAAGUAUCUGAAACUGAUUAAGCCUCUGUAUGUGAAAGUCUCCAAGAGAUAUAGUGAUAACAUGAGAUUUCCCGGCGAAGGUUUCGCAGCGUCGCCGUCUUCGUCGCCGUCGGUGGCCUCUGUUUCUUCGACGACGGAGUCGAAACAGGGGAAGGGGAUGAGGGUGGGUUCGAAACAUUUGGGGAAGAGUCGGUCUGCGUCGUCGGCAGUGGCCGGAGUUGGUUCCCCGGCGAGUAGGAGCGAUGAUACGCUGCUGCUGCAGCAUGAUGGGAUUCAAAGCGCCAUUCUUCAUUGCAAGAGGUCCUUUAACUCGAGAGAAGGAUCAAUGUAUCCGGCGAGAAAGUCAUUGGACGGUGAACGUGGGGCAAAAGUGUAACUUUGCGGAUGGUGUGGUGAAAGUGAAGAGAAAAUGUGUAAUUUUGUAUUUGUAGUGUACUUGUAAAGAAAGAAAAAGGAAUAGGGAAGGAUGGAAUAGGUGUGAUGAUUAGGUAGUGUUGGAGAGUCCCCUGUGGUGAGUGUAAAUUAAUGGACCAAUAUUAUGGGAAGAAUCAAAGGGAUCUUCUACUAUAUCUCUGUCUGUCUGUGUUCUGAGUGUGUGUGUGUGUGGAUUCACCUCUUUGCACUCUGCUUGAGGUUUAUUUCAUUUUGAUUUGAUGCCAUCAAAUGAUUCAAGCCAAGUUCAUUUUCCGGAAGGAUGCCACUUGUCAAAAGCUUUGUGUAACUAAAUAGAAAUAGAGGGUUGAAUGUGAUAAGUAAAGUUUCAUGAGAUGGCAAUUCUUACUCCUUAUGGAUUAUUUGUCAUCAUUGUUUUGUAAUGCGCACAGCAUAUUUGUGCCAAUUGGUGUGAAAUAGUGGCAGAAGUGAAUUGAGUGAAAGCAAUGUUGAGAAAUGUGAGAGGACGAAUACACAUUGAAAGCAGGAGCAAUGAAUGGUUGGCUGCCACUACUGCCAUCAAAACUAGUGCCCUGCCACCAUCACUUCUUUCUUUCUUUCACAGAACUUCAGAGUAUGGACUCUGUUCUACAAUUACAA